Calypte anna (Anna's hummingbird) is the source of this 4506-nucleotide messenger RNA. RefSeq names its product nicotinamide nucleotide adenylyltransferase 2 (gene NMNAT2). NCBI's taxonomy places the organism in Eukaryota, Metazoa, Chordata, Aves, Apodiformes, Trochilidae. The record is from RefSeq and is a predicted model, not a curated record. Gene Ontology annotation, molecular function: nicotinamide-nucleotide adenylyltransferase activity; nicotinate-nucleotide adenylyltransferase activity. Gene Ontology annotation, biological process: NAD+ biosynthetic process. The coding region runs from base 124 to 1047 and encodes 307 amino acids. The transcript has 11 exons. Gene Ontology annotation, cellular component: Golgi apparatus.
CAGCCGCGGCACCGCCUCCCGCUUCGUGCCUCCCUUUUCCUUCCCUCCCGCUGCCACCACAGCCGCACCGAACCACACAAAGAGGCUGGGCCGGGCUGGCCAGGGCCGCGCUGAGCUGCCACCAUGACGGAAAACACAAAGACCCACGUUAUCCUGCUGGCCUGCGGCAGCUUCAACCCCAUCACGAAGGGACACCUCCACAUGUUCGAACGAGCCCGGGAUUACCUGCACAAGACUGGACGCUUCAUCGUCAUCGGCGGCAUCGUCUCACCAGUCCAUGACUCCUAUGGGAAGACGGGCCUGGUCUCAAGCCGGCACCGCCUGACCAUGUGCCAGCUGGCUGUCCAGUCCUCCGACUGGAUCAGGGUGGACCCCUGGGAGUGCUACCAGGACACUUGGCAGACCACCUGCAGUGUGUUGGAGCAUCACCGUGACCUUAUGAAGAGAGUGACUGGCUGCAUCCUCUCCAAUGUCAACACCCCCUCCAUCACACCUGUGAUUGGUCAGCCCCAGAAUGAGUCCUCCCAAACCAUCUACCAAAACAACAACUUCUCCAACAAGCCCAUGGCAGCAAAAAUCCUGGGGAAGGUGGGAGAAAGUCUGAGCCGAAUUUGCUGCGUUCGCCCACCCAUGGAGCGCUUCACCUUUGUGGAUGAGAAUGCCAACCUGGGGACAGUGAUGAGAUAUGAGGAGAUUGAGCUUCGCAUCUUACUGCUCUGUGGCAGUGACCUGCUGGAGUCCUUCUGCAUCCCUGGGCUCUGGAACGAGGCAGAUAUGGAGGUGAUUGUUGGGGAGUUUGGGAUUGUUGUGGUGCCACGGGAUGGAGCAGACCCCGACCGGAUCAUGAACCACUCCUCCAUACUCCGCAAGUACAAGAACAACAUCCUGGUGGUGAAGGAUGAUUUGAACCACCCCAUGUCAGUCGUCAGUUCCACCAAAAGCAGACUGGCCCUGCAGCACGGGGAUGGACACGUCAUGGAUUACCUCUGCCAGCCUGUCAUUGACUACAUCCUCAAGAGCCAGCUCUACAUCAACACCUCUGGAUAAGUGCCAGAGGCCUUGCAGUGAGACAGUCCUUGUGUCCCACCUGCCUGCAGCUCUCCAUCACUCUCUUCUCUCUCUCUCUCUCUCUCUCUCUCAGUCCAUAUCUUCAUAUCUCUCCCCACCCCAUGGUGUCCUGCCUGUAUCUGCCUCUCCCUCCCCAGCACCAAUGCUCCAUCAUCAAGCUAUGUCCAGGAACCUCAGCACAGCCCUGAGGGGAACAGUUUGAGAGGAACUGCCUCCCCCCCACACCUUACACAAGGAGGGAGGGGGAGCUGGUGAAAGGGGGAUGUGCUCUGGGGACUCAAGGGAGGCAGCUUCAGCACCACCCUCCCAGCAGCUCACUGGGAAAGGUCCCCAUAGUCCAUCCUCCCAGCAUGCUCAGAGCAGGGGCUUCCUCCUCCUCCUCCUCCUCCUCAUCUCACGGUACCUAAGUUCAAUAAAUCUAGGUGGACUUCUUUUUUUUCUUAAAUAGUUUUAGUGCAAGCCCUUUGGACCUCUUGACACAAUGACCAAAUGCAUCCUGGCUGGCAGGGGGCAGCUGUAUUCCAGCUGGUUUAGUGCCCUCCUGUGCAUGGACCUCCUUAGGCCAGCAGUAGAAUAACCCAUUAUCCAAAUCCUACUCCUGGCCCUAAAAAAAAAAAACAAAACACCACAAAGAGGGCAUUUAUGAAGAGCAGCAGAGGCCUUGGCAAGCAGGUGGGGAUAUCACAGAAUCAUGGAAUGAUUUGGGUUGGAAGGGACAUUAAAGAUCACCUGGUUCCAAUGCCUAGGGUUGGAGUUAUCAAGGGAGUUCCAGGGAAAGCUCUGCAAUUACUUUUUGUUUCCUUUGACAUCCACAAAGCUGCUCUCACAGGACCUAAAUUUGGUUAUCUGCAGGAUGCUGCCAGCAUCUCUGUAACAGCAAGAGUCUUUGGCCAAAAGAAGGAGGCUCCUUGCAGCAGGCACGGCUUUAGGGCUCCUUGAGAAGGGCAUGGCUCCUUCCCAGGAGAAGCAAGAGAGAGGUGACAUGACUUGUCCCAGGGCAGUGAGCAGCAGAGGUGGUGACAGCAGAAAAAUCAAGGUAAGCCCAGGGGUUCCUGAGAUCAGGGCAACACAGACUGAGGUCCCCCCCAGACAUGUGGGGAACCAGAUGAAUGAUCUGCUCAGCAUGGUUACACAGCCGAAAGAGGAAAUUGAAAGGUUGGGGAAUAUCAGGGGAGGAAGAUAGACCCUUGGUGUCAUAACUCAGCCUCCCUGAACCAGAUUCAACCAUCAGGUGAGGCUCCUGGCUCAGAACUCUCCCUGUACCCUCUCUGCCUGGUUGAAAGCAAUCACAGAGAAUCACAGAACCAUCUGGUUUGGAAAGGAGCUCUGGGAGCAUCCAGUCCAACCCUUGAUCCAUUCCCCCCGUGGUUCCCAGCUCAUGGCACUCAGUGCCACAUUCAGUCUCUUCUUAAAAACCUCCAGGGAUGGAGAAUCAACCUCCAUCCCAAUGCCUGAUCACCCUCUUUGUAAAGAAUUUCUUCCUAAUAUCCAACCUAACCCUGCCCUGGCAGAGCUUAAGCCCAUGGCCUCUUGUCUGACUGAGAUCUGCCUGGGAGCAGAGCCCAACCCCCCCCCUGGCUCCAACCUCCUUUCAGGGAGUUGUAGAGAGUGAUGAGGUCUCCCCUGAGCCUCCUCUUCUCCAGACAAUGUCCUACAAGACAGUGAGCAGUAGCAAGAAGUCCCUGCACAGCAUAAACACCUUGAGAAGUGUGGCCUUGGGGUGUCUGUUCCACCUUAGAUUCAAACCCUGCAACAGGAGCCAAAUGGUGAGGAGGAUAAUUCACCAAACUUGGAGGUGCCUCUGAGGCCAAGUCAGACUGUGCCUUGCAUCAAAACCUCCUCAGUUAAGAAAAAAAAAGAUGUUUCCUUGUCAUAGUGGAUGGAAGGGGGUGGAAGGCCCUAUGUGCAGACAAGAUCCACUUCUUGGAGAAGUCUGCUGCCUCCCUGGGGCCAGGAUGAAGGAUGGAAACUCCUCACCCCAGUUAAACCCACAGGUUAUUACCCAUUACUUAUCUUUCAAGUAGGCAGGGAUGAGGUGACCACCAGAAGUCUAGAGGCAAUGAAGAAAGGCUUCAGGGCACUGGGUCAGCUGGUUAAACACAUCCCUGAAUGUGUUUAAAAACUGUCUGGAUGUGGUGCCUGGGGACAGGGCUUAGAGGAGGGUCAUCAGAAAUAAGGUAAAAUAGGGCUAGGAUGAGGUUGGCUUCAAUGAUCUUAAAGAUCUUGUCCAGCCUGAACAAUUUGAUGAUUCUAUGGCCAGAAGAGGUCUUUCCUUUCUCAGGAUUUGCCUCCCCAUGAAGAGGCUUGCUUGGGAACUGUGAAAAAUCAGUAGCUGAGUCCCUCAGCUCCAGCUCUUGUUUCUCCAAGGUAGCUGCAAACAUUCCCUGUAGGAUGGGGAGACACAGAGAGGCCAAAGCAGAGAGGAUGGGCCCAAGUGUUGCAGAAUUCCCUCUUCUCCAAGGAGCUGCUCCCCACCACCCUCCUGAGCCCCCUCAGCCAACAUGUAGGACAGGUGCCCAUGGAGGGACAUCUCAUCCAUAAGUCACCCAAUGUAUAUAACCUGUAGCUAGACUCCAUCCACCAUCCCUGCAUGGGUUUGGUUUUUUUUUUUCAGUCUCUCCUCCCUCUCUACCCCAACACACAGAAAUUAUUUCAGGCAUCAGCCUCCUGUCCUUGCCAGAUGCCACCCAUGCUCCAAGUGGAGGAGAAGAAGCAGCUGUAGAAACCAGGCUGAGAAACACAGACAGUGGGUAUUAACUGAGGAAAAGGCAAAGGGAAAUAAAGGAAAAGGGAGGAAAAAGCAAGGCAGGUGGCAUGUCCAAGAAGCAUCUCAGAUCCUCCCUCAGGUACCAAGAUGGGACUCAGGGGAAGCAUCCCACAUGGCAAACCUUAGGGAUGUGUGUCCUGUCUUACCUGCAUCUUUGCUCAGUAAAACUCACAGCACAGGGGGUUGGGAAGGGGCUUUGUGAUGGGUCAUUCAGCUCAAGGAAUGCUCAGUUUGGAAAAAUGUCUUUGGGUGGGUAUGGAAAAAAUAUUAUUAAUUGUUGGUGGGGAGGAUCAAGGUUUGGAAGGUGCAGGGGAGGGGUGAGACAAAGCUUGUGGGUUUUGGUCUUUGAACCUCUGCUUUUAACAAGUGUAAUUUGCUGAAAGAGAAAAGAAUUUCAAUUGCAUCAUGGAAAAACCUGAAAACAACAAAACCAACCAACCAACCAACCAAAUAACAGGGGGGAGAGAAAGGGGCUGAAGUUGUGAGGUUGCCAUGCCACCAAUUUCACUUUUGUCAGAAGUUUUGGAGCCUCAUUAUUAUUUUUUUUGUUUUGUUUUCUGUUGCUAUAUGAAAAACAAAACAGUAAUUGAAAGAAAAAAAAACUUUAUCGGCAAAAUAUUUAAAUUGUGUAAUAAACAAACCAAAAUAAAAUGCUGUUACUGGUGUCACUU